Penicillium manginii is the source of this 231-nucleotide messenger RNA. Its product is annotated as proteasome regulatory particle lid subunit SEM1. The record is from RefSeq and is a predicted model, not a curated record. Gene Ontology annotation, cellular component: proteasome complex; proteasome regulatory particle, lid subcomplex. Bases 1 to 231 code for a protein of 76 amino acids. Gene Ontology annotation, biological process: proteasome assembly; double-strand break repair via homologous recombination; mRNA export from nucleus. The transcript is spliced from 2 exons. Lineage: Eukaryota; Fungi; Ascomycota; Eurotiomycetes; Eurotiales; Aspergillaceae.
AUGUCAAACACUACUACCGCCCAGAACAAGGUCGAGUCCGAUCAACCCCAGCAACAAAAGCCCCAGGUCCUAGAGGAGGAUGACGAGUUUGAGGACUUCCCUGUUGAAGACUGGCCCCAGGAAGAAGCAGAGCAACCCUCCGGAUCGGCAAAUGGUACCAACGAGCACCUCUGGGAGGAGAGCUGGGAUGACGAUGAUGCGGCCGAGGAUUUCUCAAAGCAGCUGAAGUAG